This is a messenger RNA of Diceros bicornis minor, 1883 nucleotides long. It is a transcript of the gene RPL3L, whose product is annotated as ribosomal protein L3 like. The record is from RefSeq and is a predicted model, not a curated record. NCBI's taxonomy places the organism in Eukaryota, Metazoa, Chordata, Mammalia, Perissodactyla, Rhinocerotidae. The transcript has 11 exons. The coding region runs from base 1 to 1686 and encodes 561 amino acids. Gene Ontology annotation, molecular function: structural constituent of ribosome; RNA binding. Gene Ontology annotation, cellular component: cytosolic large ribosomal subunit; ribosome. Gene Ontology annotation, biological process: translation; ribosomal large subunit assembly.
AUGCCCCAGCCCUGCUGUUGUCCAGCCCCAGCUCACAGCUCUCAGGACAGGACAGGAAUCCCCUCUGCCUCAAGGCCAGCAAACCGGACUCAGACUCUCCUCACGGCAGCUGCCCGAGAGAAGCCCCCCGGCGGGGGUUUCUCCACUCCCCACCAUGCCAAGUUGUUCCUGUCCUGGGAGGGUCACACGAGGCAGAAAACAAAGCCAGGCCUGCUCCUGGCACCAGAGCCCAUGCCUGCCUCGGGAGAUGACCAAGCUCCCCUGCCAGGGGCUAAAUCUGGCAUCUGGCUGCCGUGUGUCCUGGCCCUGCCACUCGACCUCCAGCGCCUGACAGAUGGGAGAGGCACUGAAGACCACCAGGUCUCAGUCUGGGUGUCUAGCUCACUUCUCUGGAGCUGGGCUCUGGGACCAUCCGUCCCCACCACGGAGACCCCAGCUCUGACCUCCCUUCCCUCCUGCCCCCAGUCCCACCGGAAGUUCUCCGCCCCUCGGCAUGGACACCUGGGCUUUCUGCCCCACAAGAGGAGCCGCCGGCACCGGGGCAAAGUGAAGACGUGGCCGCGGGAUGACCCCAGCCAGCCCGUGCACCUCACGGCUUUCCUGGGCUACAAGGCCGGCAUGACACACACUCUGCGGGAAGUGCACCGGCCAGGGCUCAAAAUUUCCAAGCGGGAGGAGGUGGAGGCAGUGACGAUUGUGGAGACGCCGCCUCUGGUGGUGGUGGGCAUCGUGGGCUAUGUGGCUACCCCUCGAGGCCUGCGGAGCUUCAAGACCAUCUUUGCAGAACACCUCAGCGACGAGUGCCGACGCCGCUUCUACAAGGACUGGCACAAGAGCAAGAAGAAGGCCUUCACCAAGGCCUGCAAGCGGUGGCACGGCAGUGGCGGCAAGAAGCAGCUCCAGGAAGACUUCGCCGCCAUGAAGAAGCACUGCAAGGUCAUCCGGGUCAUUGUCCACACCCAGAUGAAGCUGCUGCCCUUCCGGCAGAAGAAGGCCCACAUCAUGGAGAUCCAGCUGAACGGCGGCACGGUGGCUGAGAAGGUGGCCUGGGCCCAGGCCCAGCUGGAGAAGCAGGUGCCGGUGCACAGCGUUUUCAGCCAGAAUGAGGUCAUUGAUGUCAUUGCUGUCACCAAGGGCCGGGGUGUCAAAGGGGUCACGAGUCGCUGGCAUACCAAGAAGCUGCCUCGGAAGACCCACAAGGGGCUGCGCAAGGUGGCCUGCAUUGGUGCUUGGCACCCAGCCCGCGUGGGCUGCUCCAUCGCCCGGGCUGGGCAGAAGGGCUACCACCACCGCACGGAGCUCAACAAGAAGAUCUACCGCAUCGGCCGGGGGCUGCACAUGGAGGACGGGAAAGUGGUCAAGAGCAGUGCAUCCACCAGCUAUGACUUGACCGACAAGUCCAUCACACCGCUGGGCAGCUUUCCCCACUACGGGGAAGUCAACAACGACUUCGUCAUGCUGAAGGGUUGCAUCGCGGGCACCAAGAAGCGUGUCAUCACACUGAGGAAGUCCCUCCUGGUGCACCACAGCCGCCGGGCCCUGGAGAAUAUCGAACUCAAGUUCAUCGACACCACCUCCAAGUUCGGCCAUGGCCGCUUCCAGACAGCCCAAGAAAAGAGGGUCUUCAUGGGUCCCCAGAAGAAGCAUCUUGAGAAGGAAAAGCCGGAGACCUCAGGAGACUUGUAGGCGGCACUGGGAUGGAGGGAGCCCGAAAGAAGAGCGGCGCGACCCCUGCCUGUCCCCCCUAAUAAAGGCCGGAGGCAACUCUUCCCGUGGUGUCUCAGAGUUGGGGGCACGGAAGGGCCGGCCGACGGCCAGUGGCUGCGGACUUAGCACCAGGGCAAGCCGAGCGGCCGCGGCUCUGAGGGUGCGGCGUGGCUGCC